Messenger RNA from Nerophis lumbriciformis (worm pipefish), 839 nucleotides. Its product is annotated as proepiregulin-like. The record is from RefSeq and is a predicted model, not a curated record. NCBI's taxonomy places the organism in Eukaryota, Metazoa, Chordata, Actinopteri, Syngnathiformes, Syngnathidae. Gene Ontology annotation, biological process: positive regulation of cell population proliferation; epidermal growth factor receptor signaling pathway; positive regulation of mitotic nuclear division. Gene Ontology annotation, molecular function: epidermal growth factor receptor binding; growth factor activity.
CAACUCCUCGCACGUCCUCCUCCCAAAUGGCGAAAGGAAAAGUGUCCGCUCUUCUCUCACUACUCGGUGUGAUGCUGUUGUGGCCUUUCAUUCUGACUAAAAGUAUCUCCUCCAAACUCCAAACUGCACACAGCGCCUUCGAGUCUGCAGCAGAGUAGUCGCAAAAAUGCUCCCUGGGAUCACUACCGCCCUCUACCACCAGGAGGCGGGAUUACUGCGAGCCUCACACAAGCAGGAACAACAGCGCCCUCAUGCGGUGAUGAAGCGCUCAACACAGAACUGUGACUCCUCUUUUGACAAUUACUGCAUGAACGGUGGCCAGUGCAUGCUGCUGGUGGACAUCCAUGAGCACCACUGCAAGUGUCACAGUGGUUUCUACGGCCCUCGCUGCAGCAACCUGGAGUUGGUACAUAAGCCCAUGGGAGAAAAGCAAAUAGUUUUCACAGUUUUCUGUGUGAUCAUGCUGAUGGUUGGCCUGGUUGGAGCAUUCUACUUGUGCUGCAAGUGGUAUAAGAAAAACAAAUGCAAUCCCCGGCAGAAGCGUCAGGGUUACAAAGGAGUGCAGACCAUGUAGUAAGCGGCGGCCAUGUUGGAAAAUGACAACCUUUUAUCACCAUAUCUUUUUUUUUAAUUAUUUCAACCUGGCACUUUAAUUUUUGGUGUGGUUUAGCUCAUAUUUAUUUAUACUUGUCUGCAUUUUCUAAGCAUGACGGAUUUGAACGACACAGCCGUCUUUGUCAGUGUCAUUCUGCUUAGUUUGAUAGAGGAGUUGGAUAAUUUAUUGUAAAAAAAAAAAAAAAAAAAGACUAUGUAAACAAUGGAAGUUCUGCUGUUGUCAC